This is a messenger RNA of Charadrius vociferus (killdeer), 1404 nucleotides long. RefSeq names its product A kinase (PRKA) anchor protein 5 (gene AKAP5). Gene Ontology annotation, biological process: positive regulation of adenylate cyclase activity. Bases 1 to 1404 code for a protein of 467 amino acids. The transcript has a single exon. Gene Ontology annotation, cellular component: postsynaptic density; plasma membrane; excitatory synapse. The record is from RefSeq and is a predicted model, not a curated record. NCBI's taxonomy places the organism in Eukaryota, Metazoa, Chordata, Aves, Charadriiformes, Charadriidae. Gene Ontology annotation, molecular function: glutamate receptor binding; protein kinase A regulatory subunit binding; GABA receptor binding.
AUGGCGAAGGCAGCUAAGGAAAUUCAAAUGGAGAACCCAAGAGAGGCAGAGACUCACAGCGUGGGGGCGACGGGCUCCCCGUCAGAAGAACAGGCAGAAAAACCCUCCAUGCUCUGUUUUAAGAAGCGGAAGAAGUCCUGUAAGAAGGGGCCAACUGGGAAGAAUGCAUGCGAAGGAGCCUUGGAAGAGAAAAGCCAAUGUGUCAGCACCGACCAAGCGGAGGUGAAAGUUUCUAAUCAAUCACGAUCCUCCAAAGGAGCCUGGGCAGCCAUCAAAAACCUCACGAGACCUCGGAGAAGCCAAAAAUCCUCCUUGCGGAAGAAGGUGCCCUCUGAUUCCCAAGUGCAGCUGGAGACAGAUGCUGAGGAGGGCUGCACGCGAGGCUUCCCAAAGAAACGGGCGAGCUCCGGGGUGAAGAUGCCUUGUGUACGGUUCUCCAGAGGCAAGAAAAAACGCAGCUCCUCUGAAGCGGUGGAGGAGUCGGAGGGCAGUGUUCAAGCAAACGAAGUGGUGGGCAUUUUGAAUAAAGCUAGUGAAGAGCCAGAGGGUUUGGCUCCGAUGGACAAGUCUGAAUCCUUCAGCCCGACCUCCGCGGAGGAGGACCAGGAUACGGCGAAGGAAAGCGCCGACUCUGUUGGGAAGACUGAGCACUUGACAGAGCCCACACCUGAUGCAGAUGAACAUACGGAGUGUACCGCUCAGUUGGAGAUAACCGAUUCAGAGACGGUUAAUGAAACAGCCCAGGAAAAACUGCAGGAGGGGAGUCUGCCCCAAACCACAGUCUGUGCAGAAGGUGGGGACGUUGCUCCUGAAGCACCUGUUUCCAAGGAUGAAGCCGGCAGCGCCCCUGAACCCACCGAGCUGCAGGAAACCCCUAAUACCUGUAAAGAGCUGCCUGAAGGGGAUGAAUCAGAAAAGAGCAUAAAUCUUCCUGAGGAGUGCAAAGCCGAAGAGACUGUAAUGGAUUCCAGUCAGUCGGCAUCUAAAGAUGGUGCACUGAGCUUGCAGGGCUGCUCCAGCCAUCAGGUGACAUUAGAAGGAAACGCGGGCGCCGGCAUCGGCAUCGGCAUUGUCAUCACCAUCACCGAAGCUGAGGACUCUGACCACACCGACUCUGACCAGGCCUAUGAGCCGUCCCCGGUUUUGCACCGAAAUAAGCAAAAAGGGAAUAAAAAAUCAAGCGGGAGCUUUGAUUAUGGUAAAAAAGAGGGCCCCGAGGCUGGCGGCUGUCCCCAGGCGGAGGAGAAGGGUCCAGGUGACCAAGGGCACAGAACUGGGGAGCAGUACGAGUUGCUCCUCAUAGAAACCGCGUCUUCCCUCGUGAAGGCCGCCAUUCAGUCAUCCAUAGAGCAGCUGGUCAAUGAAAUGGCUCUGGAACAGAAUAAACACAACAAUUUUCUGUGA